GUCAGCAGAGUUGCGGAGGAGGGACUCCUGUAUUGCGCGCGCGGUCGCGUUGAGCUCUAAUUCGCAGCAGAUGCGCAUUUGUGGGGAUGAAGGCUGUUCUCAGAGGGUUCCUCGCCCAGCAGCAGACCCGCUCCCGCAGCGUCGAUGCUUUAGAGAACAAAUGGAGGAGCUAGUCUGCAGCCUGACGGAGGAGAGGCGCGGCUGCACCUGAACCAGCGCGCACUGGUCUGGAAAUGGAUACUAGCAGAUUCCUGGUGGGAUCAUGCUUUUUCCUACUGUGUCUCUGUGGAUUCACAUCACCAUCAUCAUCAUCAGCAGCAGCAGCAGCGAUGGUGGACUUUUGCCCAGAACGCUGCGACUGUGCGCAUCCACAGCACCUCCUGUGCAUCAACCGCGGGUUGCGCACCGUGCCCAAACCCGCGGCGCGGUUUUCUGGUGGCGCACGGAUCUUCAGCCUAGGGGGAAACUUCAUCACAAACAUCUCUGCCUCCGACUUCACGUGGUACAGUCACCUGAUCCGGCUGAACCUUCAGUACAACCAGGUAGAAAACAUUCAUCCAAAAGCCUUUGAGGGACUGUCCAACCUGGAGGAGCUGUACCUGGGACACAACCUGUUAUCCUCCAUCGCUGCUGGAACCUUCCAGCCCCUCCCCAGGUUAACCGUGUUCUAUGGAAACAACAAUGGCCUCAGGAAAAUAACACCUGGGCUCUUUUCUAACCUGGAAAGUCUUGUUAAACUUCGCCUCGAUGGCAACUUAAUAGAAGUCCUGCAGGAUUCUGUUUUUAAAAGUCUGAGCAGCCUGCAUUAUCUCCACCUGGAAUACAACAAAGUUCAGCACAUCCACAGGGACGCCUUCUCUAAGCUGACCAGUCUGCGCUUUCUAAACUUGGCUCACAACAAGCAGUCGGCCAUGCAGAACGCCCUGACUUUCUCCCAUCUUAGAGCUCUGACAACGCUGCUGCUGUCUGAAAACGAAAUCCAGCAAGUGGGAAACCACGUCUUCCAAAGCCUGAACAAACUCUCCAAGCUCUCCCUCAGCAACAACAGAAUCUCCAUCAUGGGCAACCAUACUCUGGAGGGACUGUUGAGCCUGAGGGAGCUUCUGAUGGACGGAAACCAGCUGAAGGAAAUCCCAUCCGGUCUCCUGGACCCUCUGCAGCGCAUCGAGCGGCUGGACUUCAGCCACAACCACAUCUCCAGCAUAAACCCCAUGGCUUUUUCUAAACUGAAACAUCUAAAGCUGCUAAAGCUGAACAACAACUUUCUAACUAGUCUGUCAGGGGGCAGUUUUACCCUGAACCAUGUGCUUUAUGACCUGCAUCUCCAUGGCAACAACUGGACCUGUGACUGUGGCCUGGAGGAUCUGAAGAGAUGGAUGACUGCGGCACAUUCUCAGGGCAAACUGUUGACUGUAAUUGUGCAAUGCCACUACCCCGUGAGCCUGAGGGGGAUAUAUCUGGACUUUUUGAACAGCUCCCAGCUGCAGCCCCUUGGGAACUGGAGCCACUCGUGUGAGAGCCAACCCAGGCCGGACGAGAGCUGGGGAAGAAGUGUGUUGGUAAAAGUGGAGGACGGCGAGAGAGGAGCAGCAGUGAAGGAUGAAGAGAGGAGACGUGAAGAGGUGGGAAUGGGUGAGAGAAACAGAACAGAAUCAACAGAGGGAGAACGCUCGAGGAACCAGAAGAAGAACGGAUGGGAAGAUUGGGAUGAAACAAAAAGAGAAAAGCAGGGAAAGAUGGGAAUUCAAGGAGACCAAGGGGGGCCGGAGGUAGAAGAAGCAGCUGUGGGGGCUGUUGCCAAACGUCCCAAAGGGAGACAAAGGUCACGUGUCAUUACUAAAACAACCACCUAUCCAAGUUACUCCACAAACGUCUGGGUCAGCACCAUUCCGGUCCAGUUAGGGGAGAAGCUUGACCAUCUGAGGUCACCUCAGGAGAUGAGUCUGCCUGUGGUCACAGAUCCCUGUGAGUUUAACCAUCAUUACAUCACUAACGUAUCAGUGGACCAGGUCACGUCCAGGACCGUCUCCGUGUCCUGGAUCACCAGGGAUCACGCUGUAGGGGCCAAGUCCACCCACCAUGAAGUCCGCUACCGGAUUCUGUUUGACAGAUUUGGCAUCGCGGACCGGUUCCCACGUUACAUCUACACCCCCAGAGCAGCUCGCACCAUCACCCUCCGUGAACUCACCCCAGGGGUGACCUACAUGGUGUGUGUGGAGGGAGUGGUGGGUGGUUCUGUGUGCAACGUAGCACCACGAGACCACUGCACAGGCCUGGUCACCCUGCCUGAGGAGGGCAGCCACAGCGGAGCCACACUGACCUCUGACCUCCAGCUGGUGACAGUGGCCACCCUGGUAGGGAACGCCGUUCUGCUGCUGGUCGUCAGCGGUGUCUGGUUGGGUCGGAGCCUCAGAAGAAGGCUGCUGAGGAGGAAGACGUCCGUCCACGUGCGUCACAUGUACUCGACUAGGCGUGCGUUCCGGCCUCCUGUGACCGUGGCGUCCGUCUCCACAGACUUCACCAGUUACCAGAGCAGCCGGCCCGCUCGACUCACACCGCUGGAGGAAGAUCUGAUCCAGUUCCCUUCUGAUCGCUUUCUAGAUAACUGUGGGGCUCGCAGGGACACAGACUUCCAGAGAUUCUCUGACUAAAACCAUGAAAGUACUAAAAAUGUGAGCGAGCUCAAGUCUUUCUCCUUUUACUAGUUUUUAAAUCCCAGCCUCAAGGUCAGUAAAUGACCGCCGAGCUCAGAGGAUGUCCGGUUCUCCCGACUUCCUCGUCCUGAUCCGAACCUUUCCUCCUUCAUUUCCUCACAUCUGUGUGUGAUCUUCCUGUGAAUGUACUCAUAUGAAUGAUGUACCACUGAUUUCAAUUAUGGUGCUAAUGCUGAUUUAGACAGAAUGUAAAGAUGGCUGUCGUGUUUUAUACGUUUACGUGUUAUUUUGUUUUCCACAAGGAAGUAAAUCCCCUGAAAUGUGACUAGAAAGUCACAAACAAGUGUCCAAACUCAUCUGAGACGUGUUGUGCACAUUAGACAGUCUUCCACUAUUCUGCAUGAAACAUUUAUUUACAGCUUUAAAGAAACUUUUAUUUACAUUUAAAUAAAAAGGCAAACACCA
Nothobranchius furzeri (turquoise killifish) is the source of this 3119-nucleotide messenger RNA. It is a transcript of the gene tril, whose product is annotated as TLR4 interactor with leucine-rich repeats. The record is from RefSeq and is a predicted model, not a curated record. Gene Ontology annotation, molecular function: protein binding. Lineage: Eukaryota; Metazoa; Chordata; Actinopteri; Cyprinodontiformes; Nothobranchiidae.